Messenger RNA from Ogataea philodendri, 1383 nucleotides. RefSeq lists its product as uncharacterized. Bases 1 to 1383 code for a protein of 460 amino acids. NCBI's taxonomy places the organism in Eukaryota, Fungi, Ascomycota, Pichiomycetes, Pichiales, Pichiaceae. The record is from RefSeq and is a predicted model, not a curated record. Gene Ontology annotation, molecular function: hydrolase activity, acting on carbon-nitrogen (but not peptide) bonds. The transcript has a single exon.
AUGCUAGAGAAUUAUUUCAUGUCCCGCCCAAUCAAUAUCGACCCUAACGAGGGGAUUGAUAAGGAUUUUGAUGCCUUGGUCCAGCCAUGGAAACUUCCUAAGCCUCAGAAAUAUGCCUUCAUCAAUGGGGUCAUUAUUGAUACUGAUAAGGGAGUUGCAGUGAAGAAGAAGACUGUACUCACUGCCAACGGAAGAUUUGAGGACAUUAUUUCUUCUUCAAAAGAAUUUUCUUCAGAUUACAAGGUUAUCGAUUGUGAAGGCAAGUUUCUAUGUCCCGGACUCUUUGACAAUCAUGUUCACGUUGUCUCUGCUCCGGGAGAAACUGAACUUAGACGACUUUUUGAUGUUAAGCGUGACACGGUGAAUAUGCGUGCUGCUAAAAAUAUUGAAAUGAUGCUAGCAAGAGGUUUCACUUCUAUCAGAGACACAGGUGGGGCAGGAUACCACUUUGUUAAAGCUAUUGAGGAAGGAGUAAUCAAGGGUCCGCGCUUGUUUUUCUGUGGUGGUGCUAUUUCACAAACCGGUGGUCAUGGUGAUUUCCGCGAUCGUGAGACUGCAUCUGAUGAGGUUGAUUCAUGUGCCUGUCACAGAUCCUAUCUGGGAGUUGUUGCAGAUGGUGUUCCCGAAUGUAUGCGUGCAGCUCGGGAUAACCUUAGAACGGGGGCUCACUUUAUUAAAAUCAUGGGUGGUGGAGGUGUUGCUUCUCCAACGGAUAAGCUCACCAACAUGCAGUACACGGAUGAGGAGAUUCAGGCAAUUGUUAAAGUUGCACAAUCUUACGAUACUUUUGUUACUGCACACGCCUACACCCCCCGGUCUAUUCAAACCUGCAUCAAAAAUGGAGUCAAAGGUAUUGAGCAUGGAAAUUUGAUUGAUGAUGAAACUGCCAAACUCAUUGUAAAAAAUGGUGUUUAUGUUACUCCAACUCUUAUUACUUACAAGGUGAUGAGCUCUGAUCAAUUUUCCAAGUUUUUGACCCCAGACUCGCUGGAAAAAAAUAAGGUUAUUCUACAAUCAGGACUGGCAUGCUUAGCAAUGGCAAAGAAGUAUCGUAUUAAACUUUGUUUUGGCUCGGAUUUGCUAGGAAGUCUCACUGGCUACCAAACGUUGGAGUUUUCUUUGAGGGCAAAAGUGCUUGAGGCGGCAGAGAUUCUUAGAUCUGCGACAAUCACCCCUGCCGAGUGUUUGGGGGUGAGUGAUGUCAUUGGACAAAUCAAAAAGGGGUACUAUGCCGAUUUGCUGAUACUGGAAAAUAAUCCGCUCGAAAAUAUCGUCAGUAUGGACAAAUUUGAGACAAAUUUGCUGAUGGUUAUGAAAGAUGGAGUUAUCAUGAAGAGUAAGCUCGACUCCAUUUCCAAGGAUGUUAGUGAACCAGAAAUAUAG